AUGAUUGAGAAGUUUGUUGUUCAGCUGGGAAACUCUACCUCCUCAGAUUUAUCGUCUCUGAUUAUUAUCAUUUUUUUUAUAUUUUGUUUGUUUGUUUUGAAUGACCGCCCUUCAUACUGCACAGUGUGUGUGAUCUUCGCUCUGAAUCAGACGCUGCUGCAGCAGGAGAGUCUCCGCGCCGGGGGCCUGCAGGUGCCUUACACCACAGAGCACCUGAUCAAGCACUACAACUGUGGAGACCUCAACUCCAUCAUCUUCAACCACGACACCUCGCAGGUGCCGAGCUUCAAGAACGCGACGCUGCCGGCGAGCGAGCAGGUGACGGCGCAGGAGAUCGAGCGCUACUUCAGACAGGAGCUGAUCUACAAGCGUAACGAGCGCAUGGGCCGCCGCGUCAGAGCGCUGCUGGAGGAGCAGCCCGACAAGAGCUUCUUCUUCGCUUUCGGAGCAGGUCACUUUCUGGGAAACAACACUGUGAUUGACGUCCUGCGGAGUGAAGGUUAUGAGGUGGAGCACACGCCUGCUGGACAGACGCUACACAGCGGCAGAAGGUCCGGAGAGCUGGAGCCAUUCCUCCACGAGAGCCGAGAACUUCAGGAGGACGAGGAACCACAUCUCCUGGAGCUCCUGGAGAAGGUGGAGCACAAGCUGAAGAAGAAGCACCGCAAAAAGCAGAAGAAGCAGCGCCAUCGUCAGUUCAACGACCUCUGGGUGCGGAUGGAGGAGAGCGGCAGAAGGUCCGGAGAGCUGGAGCCAUUCCUCCACGAGAGCCGAGAACUUCAGGAGGACGAGGAACCACAUCUCCUGGAGCUCCUGGAGAAGGUGGAGCACAAGCUGAAGAAGAAGCACCGCAAAAAGCAGAAGAAGCAGCGCCAUCGUCAGUUCAACGACCUCUGGGUGCGGAUGGAGGAGAGUGUGACGGCCGAGGCUCCGCCUCCUGUCGUCCGCAUCAUCAACGGUUACAUCCCAGUCCAGACACACCCACAGGAGCACGGCAGAGCCAAUCAGCACAGGACGUUCUCAGGCUCCUCCUCCUGGAGCCCCGCCCUCACUGCGACGGCUCUGUGUGUUCAGAUCCUGCUGCUGCUGCUUUCAUGACGUCUGAUGAGCUGCAGGUUCGAGUUUAACCCUGAACCUCACAGACUCUGAGCCGCCGCCUGCUUCAUGCAGGACUAAUCAACCGCUUCACUUCAGCUCUUGAAGAAUCACUUCCUUGCAAAUCAGAUGUAUUAUAGAUGUAAUUUAGAGUUUUGAAUAAAGCAUUUGUUUGUUCACUUAUUUUAUAAAUAUAUAAAGAAGAGUCAUUAUAUUUUUUAGACUA
Sinocyclocheilus anshuiensis is the source of this 1321-nucleotide messenger RNA. RefSeq names its product metalloprotease TIKI1-like. The transcript has 7 exons. The record is from RefSeq and is a predicted model, not a curated record. NCBI's taxonomy places the organism in Eukaryota, Metazoa, Chordata, Actinopteri, Cypriniformes, Cyprinidae. The coding region runs from base 1 to 1098 and encodes 365 amino acids. Gene Ontology annotation, cellular component: membrane. Gene Ontology annotation, molecular function: metalloendopeptidase activity. Gene Ontology annotation, biological process: negative regulation of Wnt signaling pathway.